CCGACACCUAUCAUUGGUGCGGGGAGUGAGAUAGACGCGCGAGUUAGCAACGAGCAGACGAGAGUGUGUGUUGUGCGCAGACGAUUCGUGGUCGGCAUUCACGUCGUGACGUCGGCACGGCACGCGCGCGUAAGUCGUCGUUCAUCUGCAGCGUUAAAUAGGUACGCGACUACACCUCGCCGCUCAGUCGUCGUCAUCGCCGUCGUCAGGCGUCGUCGUCAGGCGUCGUCGCAUAUCUCUCCUGUCGCUUGUCGUCGGUUGAGUAGCUUACCGUUCAUCGUCAUCGUCGUCAUAGUCGUCGUCACCGCAUAUUUCACCGUCGUCGUCUGUCGUCAGUUAUUUCACGUCGUCGGUCGUCAGUUAUUUCACGUAGUCGUCAAAGACAUGAUGAGCGCGCCGACGCUUCCGCCAGCGUUCCUGCCGUCGCUACAGUCGCUGCAGUACUCGUACUUUCCGUCGGCCGAUAGUCUGAAGCAGUACUACUCGGCCAUCUCGAAUCCGCACUCGAUGUUUACGAUCGACAGCAUUCUAGCGCCGAGACCCAUGCUGCCGCACGCACCGCACCACCCGAGUCCGUACUCGAUCCACGCGCCAGUCUCCCCCGGACAUCUCAGCCCCUUCGCUCGACAUCCGGCGGACUUCUUCAGUGCGUACGGACAGUUCCCCAGCUACAGCCUGUCCCACGAUCCGACGGGGAGGACGAGCAAGCGGAAACGACGUCAUCGCACCAUCUUCACAGAGGAGCAGCUGGAGACUUUAGAAGCGACGUUCGACAAGACGCACUACCCGGAUGUACUGUUACGCGAGGAGCUUGCAGCCAAGGUCGACCUCAAGGAGGAACGCGUAGAGGUGUGGUUUAAGAACCGUAGAGCUAAGUGGAGAAAGCAGAAGCGGGAGGAUGCCGAGCGCGGACGCCGCCUGGCGGUGGAAAAGCUUUCCCUGGCGGAGUCAUCCACGGACAACGUCAUGCCGGAAAUAGAUCCCCGGAACAACGAUGACGUGAAACAUCCAAAACCCGCAAGCGUCGCUACGAAAAACGAAAGCGAAGUUCCGAAAUUCACCAGCCGACCGGAGAGUGCGUCAGACGACGACGCAAAGAUCUGCGGAGUGCCGCAAAACGUCGGCACCCCUUCGUUAAAGUUGUUAUCGACUGAAUGCUGCAUGUGAGAGAUUCAUUCGAACGAUUUAGUGUCGUUCGUUUCGUUUUUAUUUAUUUAAAGAAUUAGUAAACAUACGUUUCGCAGGAGAAUCGUAAUUUAAUGUUAGAACAUCACAGCAUGGACCUAUGUUGUCACUGUCAAAUGAUUUCAAUUGAGAGCAAUGGUUCGGUACCACACACACACACGCGCGCACACACACAUACACACACGCGUGCGCACACACACAUACACACGCGCGCGCACG
This is a messenger RNA of Priapulus caudatus, 1404 nucleotides long. Its product is annotated as retinal homeobox protein Rx1-like. The coding region runs from base 385 to 1167 and encodes 260 amino acids. Lineage: Eukaryota; Metazoa; Priapulida; Priapulimorpha; Priapulimorphida; Priapulidae. The transcript has 4 exons. Gene Ontology annotation, molecular function: DNA-binding transcription factor activity, RNA polymerase II-specific; RNA polymerase II transcription regulatory region sequence-specific DNA binding. Gene Ontology annotation, biological process: regulation of transcription by RNA polymerase II. The record is from RefSeq and is a predicted model, not a curated record.